Messenger RNA from Symbiodinium pilosum, 2535 nucleotides. The record is from the annotation of a GenBank genome assembly. Lineage: Eukaryota; Dinophyceae; Suessiales; Symbiodiniaceae.
GACUUUGACGGAAAGCGCAGCAGCUUUUGAAAGCCGGGCCAAGGAAGUUGGUUUUGUCACGGCCGAGACCGAUGCUUUGAAAACCGCUGGGAUCAAUUCUCUGGCCCGCCUGGAUUUUGCACUUUGCCCACCGGGACAGACCCCUAGCGAUGCCCAGGUCGAGCAGGUAUUGGGGAACCCAGCAAGUGGGGUAUCCGCUGGCACUAAAGCUGCAGUGAAACGCCUUGUGUUUGAGGCCCAUACUCUGAUAGUUGCAGAGCUUCAGCAAAAAGUGAAGCAUGGGGACGAAGGUGUGGCGUCCACUUUGGCACACGCAGAACGUGAAUCAAGGAUUGCAGCCCAGAAGUCUAGAUUGACCGGCCUCCUUAUGACAGCCGAUGAAGAAUGCUCUCACGACAGCUAUAAUCUAGUUCACUCGAUGAUGCAGCAGGACUCGCUCCUAUACCUUCAUCCAGAGAAAUUCGCCACGCGUCGGGCGGAACUUCAGAGCAAGAAGCCGUCCAAUGAAUUGGUCCUUGAUUCGAAGCAAGGCGUCACGGUCCUUCGAGCCGAUAGGGCGGCGUUUACCCACAUCGCCGAGUCCAUCAAGUCUCUGAAGAGGAACCCAGACGGGAGUAAGCCACUAGACGCGGCGUUGGCCGCCUGCAUUUCUGACCCGAGCGUUGCUUUUCACUUGCUUCCGCUUCCGCAGAGCUCCUCCUCCGUCCCUGACAGGCCCAAGAAGCGCAGGCGCGAGGACUCUUCUAAGGGUCGUGGCAAGGGUAAAGGCCGCGCUUUUUCCACGAAAGGGGUGAGAGUGCCAAAGGAGUUGAUUGGCAAAGCCUGGCAGACCACCAAAGGGCAGCGUAUCUGUUGGGACUACAAUCUUGAAAAGGGUUGUACCGCGGAACAGCUCAAAAAUGCCGGUGUUGUCUUCCCUCCUCUCCAGUUGGAGGAUCUGGAUGACGUUGUGCGAGCUUCCCGUGCAUACUCGGGCCAGCAGACCCGAAAAGCUUUGCCUCCCAUGGUUCCAGAAUUUCGUUUGUGCGUCACUGUGGAAGGGCAUUUGGUGGACCUUGCGCCUGAUUCUGACAUGCAACGAGGUAGCAGGCUGGACCCCGAGAGCAAGGGUGAUUCCUCCAAGUGUUUCAUUACAGGGGCAUAUGUCUUCAGUGGCAUGGCGGGCGUCAGAUCGGUAUCAUUUGAUUACCCAUGCCUCACGGCUGCACUUGUGCGAUACGUGGUGCAGCUUGACCCCACGCACACAUUCACUUCUGUGGCACUUUUCCGGGAUUUGAAGGCCCUCCCGCGUGCCGAUGUCUUCAAUGAAAAGGGGUCGGUGAAUCUGAUCUCGCCGCUAUCAGUGUUCUCUGGAGGCGACCUGUGGGUGGCGGACCCGCAGGGGUCGCAGGUGCUCUCUGUGAAAGGCAAAGAGGCUGAUGUUUCUUACCUCAAGGUCUUGGGGUUCAGGUUCCCUGAUGAUGUCCUCCAGCCGACACUUCGCCCCGAGCAGGAAGCCAAGGCGUCCGUUGCGUGGCAGCAGGGAAAAGCCGUGCUCGGGGUGUAUCACAGCCCAAGUGAGUUUGUGGAGGCGGCGCUCAGAGUGCAGCGCCCUUCCAGCUUGGAAGUCCUUGUGCCCGCCGAGCUAAGAGAAGCUGUGCAUCGGAACCUCCAUGCCGCGCCGGAUGUCCUGGCCAAAGAGCGCGCUGAAACCAUCCGCAAGUGGAUUGCUUGGGGAAAUGAACUACAGGCUGAGGAAGACGAGCUCAAAUCCUCUAUGUCACCACAUCGCUCAAAGAUUCUGGCUGGUAAGAGGCUGAAACUUUUUGAGAAGGUUUUAGCCAGUACGGGCCAUCAGGAUUCAAAUUUGGUGCGGGACAUUUCGCAAGGUUUCAGUUUGACGGGUAGAUUGCCUCGUUCCGAAGUGUUCAAGGAUUGCUUUCGUCCGGCUUCCCAGACAGUUGAGAUGCUGCGAGCCAGGGCGGCCAGAGCGAGAGCGGCGACCUUGGCCACCUGUGCUCCUUCGGAUGUUCCGGAAAUCGACCUGGGAGUAGAGGAAGCGACGCUCAAAGAAGUUUCGGAAGAGGGCCCCAUGACGGUAGAUCAGAUUCCGGCGGACGCCAUGCUUACCCGAAGGUUCGGGGUGAUCCAGGGAGAGCUCAAUGGUAAACCGCGUGUGCGUCCCAUUGAUGAUUACAAAGCCUCGCAAGUCAAUUCUUGUGUGACCCAGUCUGAGCAGAUUACAAUCCACACUCUGGAUGUGAUUGCAGCCACCGCGGCUUUUGGGGUCGCCAAGAUCACCAACACCGAAAGCCGUCGCAAGGAACUCCUAGAGGCUGUCUCUUGGUUCGGUAGCCAAGUCGACCCGAAGUGCAUUGAUCUCAUCCUAGAGGCCCAGGGUGAGAUGAGGUCCACAGCCAUAUAUGAGUUGGAGUGCGUCGCAGUGGCGGUUGCGCUUGAGAUGUUCAAAUCCUUCCUGAUGCACCGAUGCGUUCUGCUCUUUACAGACAACCAGGGCGUUCUGGGCACAAUGGUCAGGUGCUGGUCGGACAACAG